AUGGACAAAGGUGAAUGCUGUGGCGCUGUCUUUAUCGACCUGAAGAAAGCAUUCGACACGGUGGAUCAUGGUCGUCUACUGUCCAAAUUAUCUCACUACGGUAUUAAAGAUAAAGAACUAACAUGGUUUGAGAACUAUUUAUUUGGAAGGCGUCAACGUGUAAUCUACGAUGGCACACAAUCUGACAGCCAACCUAUCGUUUGUGGUGUGCCACAGGGUUGCAUCUUAGGACCUAUGCUGUUCAUCUUAUUGAUUAAUGACAUAGAUCACCAAUUGAAUAUAGCUGUAAAAUUCUACUAUAUGCUGACGACACAGUGGUUUUCACAUCCAGUGAAAAUCAAGAAACCAUUAAAGGAAAUUUAA
This is a messenger RNA of Paramuricea clavata, 363 nucleotides long. Lineage: Eukaryota; Metazoa; Cnidaria; Anthozoa; Malacalcyonacea; Plexauridae. The record is from the annotation of a GenBank genome assembly.